AUGAGCCAAUCCGAUCUUCAGUACCAGCCGCGCAGCCCCAUGCGAAGCCCUCGUUUCCGCGAGGACUUUGACGCCCCGUUCUCCGAAUCUUUCCUGGAUCCUCCGCAGCCUCCAAAGACGUCUUACUUUGACGAGAGCAAGAACAAGAUUGCGCCGCCGCCUCAACGGAGCUACGACGACAGCUGGGUGCCUCCUAAGCGGCGACCAAGCGUCAACGACAAAGUCCUGCAGUGGGCCAAGAGAUCCUUGACCAUCAAACGACAGCGUCCGCCUCGCCUUGGGGAGGGCUUCAACGAUGUGCGAGCACCGUCGUCCAGGAGCUCCAGGAGAAUUAGCAGCUUGCCGGUCGAAUCAGUCUUUGGCAAGCGCAACACUCACAUUCAACCCCCGACCAUCAUCACCGUGUCCGAAAUCCCUAAACCUGUGUAA
Molecule: messenger RNA, 429 nt
Organism: Trichoderma breve
Lineage: Eukaryota; Fungi; Ascomycota; Sordariomycetes; Hypocreales; Hypocreaceae
Exons: 1
Coding region: 1-429 (142 amino acids)
Source: RefSeq, a predicted model, not a curated record